Molecule: messenger RNA, 409 nt
Organism: Biomphalaria glabrata
Lineage: Eukaryota; Metazoa; Mollusca; Gastropoda; Planorbidae
Product: histone H4
Exons: 1
Coding region: 32-343 (103 amino acids)
Biological process (GO): nucleosome assembly
Cellular component (GO): nucleosome
Molecular function (GO): DNA binding; structural constituent of chromatin; protein heterodimerization activity
Source: RefSeq, marked provisional
AGUCGAUUCGGUAAAAAUCUUCUACAUCAACAUGUCUGGACGUGGUAAAGGUGGAAAGGGCUUAGGCAAAGGAGGCGCCAAGCGUCACCGCAAAGUAUUGCGUGAUAACAUCCAGGGUAUCACUAAGCCUGCCAUCCGUCGUCUUGCUCGCAGAGGUGGUGUCAAACGUAUCUCUGGUCUGAUCUAUGAAGAAACCAGAGGUGUCCUAAAGGUUUUCCUUGAAAAUGUCAUCAGGGAUGCCGUCACCUACACUGAGCAUGCCAAGAGGAAGACUGUCACUGCUAUGGAUGUGGUCUACGCAUUGAAACGCCAAGGACGUACCCUGUACGGCUUUGGUGGUUAAACCAUCUCGAACGCUGCAUCUCACACCUCUCAAGAAAACACCGGCCCUUAUCAGGGCCAUCCCAAA